GCUGUGUGUGGAGACUGGAAUGCACGCUUCCUAAUUCAUUAAACACCUGGAUGGUAGAAGCAGAUGAAAUACAAUCGACAUGAGGUGCAGUAUUUAUAUAAAUCUCGGAUACCCCUGCAGUCCUGGCAGUGCACACACAGUAACAGCCUCCCUGUGCGCGUGUGAAGGAGGUGGAGAGAGAGCCGUUGCAGCACGAGUGGAGCCUGCAGAGCUCGUCCAGCUGAAGCUCAGACUCGUGCUUCCGUUCUGCACUCUGGGAGGAAAGCAGACUCCUUUUGGGACGGGGUCACGGGCAGAGCUAUUAAUCAGAGCGACCAGAGAGCUUCCAAAUAUAAAAGCUGCUUCCAGUCCUGCACUCAAACCGGUUUGCUGGUGAAUCUCAGGCAGGCAGCUCUGUGUGACGAUGCCGAGCUGCGGGACGGUGGCAUGGCUGCUCCUGCUCCUGACCUGUCUCUGUGCGCAGCGUGGGUCCGGGCAGCAGGCAGGGCAAGCUGAGACGGGCACGAGGAAACCUUUCUUUGAGAGGCUGAGGAGGCUGGAGGAGCAGUUCCGCAGGUUCCAGGAGUUGACUCUGACGCGCCUUCAAGGAAUCGCAGACAACUACAACCUCUCGUACAACAUCGAGGCGCGCUUCCAGCUGCUGACAGACCAGUACACCAACAUCUCCCAGGCCAUCACCGGCUUCCAAGACACCGCCGCCAGCGACCUCAACAGCCUCAAGUUCUGGACCAAGAAGCUCCAGAAGAAAAGCAAGAAGCUGGACCUCAAGGUGAGUGCCCUGGAGAAAUCCCUGAACGAGAAGAACAAGCAGACCCUGAGAGACAACAAGGAGCGCGACGCCGUCCUCUCCAGCCUCACCCAGGAGCUCCAGGACCAGAGGGAUCAGAUCAGCUCCCUCUCCUCCGACAAGGAUCAGGCACGGGCCGGCAUCCAGGGGCUGCAGGAUGCUCUCAGAAGCCAGGAGGCCAAGGUGGAGCGGUUUGAGCAGCAGGUGAGCAGCGCUUUGCCGAAUGAGGCCCCUUCCUCCAGUGAACCCUCAGCCCAGCACUCCUCCAACCAGACGCCCGAAGGAAAAGCAACUGAGACUCAGGAUACAGACGGGGAGCAGCUCCAGCAGCAGAAGCCUGGAAAGAAGCUCCAAGUCAAGCAUUUCAAGGGCAGGCAGCUUCAGGAGAGACAGACCCCCAGGACUCCAGCGUUCAGACCCCAGCCCGUCAAGGAAACCCAGGUGAACCAACCUCUGCAGCAAACCCAGGGCCUCCCCCCGCCCCUCCAGAGACACAAGAUCCCCCGGCAACAGCAGCAAGAGCCCCCCAAGAAGCCAGGCACGAUAUGCAAUGUGAAGUCGAUGCUGGUCUUCCCCAACGCCUCCACUGAGAACUACGUCACCUUCACGAAGGGGUUCCCCGCGGAGCUUCACGAGCUGUCUGUGUGCACCUGGCUGCGGACCGGGGCCGGCUACCUGGGCACCUUGCUGUCCUACGCCACGGAGGAGAACGACAACAAGCUGGUGCUGCACGGCCGCAACUCCAGCGCCCCGCAGACCAGCAUGCACUUCGUCAUCGGAGACCCCGCCUUCCGCGAGCUGCCUGUCGGCCCGCUGCUGGACCGCGGGUGGCACCAUCUCUGCGUCAUCUGGUCAUCCAUCGAGGGCAAAUACUGGUACUACGUCGACCGGAGGCUGUCCGCGGCCGGCUCCAAGUUCCAGAAGGGGUACGAGGUCCCGUCAGGGGGGUCUCUGGUCCUGGGGCAGGAGCAGGACUCGGUGGGAGGGGGGUUCGACGUGGCCGAGUCCUUCGUAGGCAGCCUGGCUGGGUUCACAGCAUGGAAUCGGGCCCUGACGCCCGGGGAGGUGUCUGGGAUAGCCACCGGGAAGGGCCUGCCUCGAGGGACAGUCUUCACGCUGGACGAUAUCGCCGCUGUCCACGGGGACGUGCAGCGCGUGGACUGCGGCUGCCUUGAGCACUGCGUGUGAAACGCAUAAGAACAUUUAAAAAUCACUCUGAGGACACUGCAUGCAGCGUUAUAAUUAAGCUUGCCAUGUAAUCAUCAAACUGCAUCGCAUUUGCAGCGUGGGACUGAGAUGUACAAGUCACUAUAUAAAUCAAUCUGUAGUUAUGUACCUCUGCUGUAAUACUGCUGACCGGUAGAGCUGCAUUGUCAUUUGUUUAACAGGGAACUUUCUUCUUCAUUGUUUUUCAUAACAGGGAAAGCUGGGGGUAUUUUUACACUGGGGGUAUUUUUACACUGUCACACAUUCUCAGUAAGGGGGACCCCUCAGAGCUGCAACGGUGACACAUGAUCACACCCCGAAAAAAUAAUAGUGUAAAAUAAUGUAUAGGAAUAUGCAGCAGGAUACUCUCGUUGUAGCUUCACAGGAGUGACUGACUGUAUAAUAAAACAUUUUA
Molecule: messenger RNA, 2408 nt
Organism: Acipenser ruthenus (sterlet)
Lineage: Eukaryota; Metazoa; Chordata; Actinopteri; Acipenseriformes; Acipenseridae
Product: pentraxin-4-like
Exons: 3
Coding region: 404-1975 (523 amino acids)
Source: RefSeq, a predicted model, not a curated record